GUAUCAAAACAGAGCUUCACAACAGGGCUUGUGGCCGGUUCGAGACAAUUCAGUUACAGAGAGCUCAAGAUUGCCACAAAAGGGUUUCAUUCAAGCAGAAUCAUAGGCCAUGGAGCUUUUGGAACUGUUUACAAAGCCUAUUUAGUCUCUUCUGCUACAAUCUCUGCAGUGAAGAGAUCAAAGCAUAGCCAUGAGGGAAAAACAGAGUUCCUCGCCGAAUUGACGAUUAUAGCUUCUUUGAGGCACAAGAAUUUGGUUCAGCUCCAAGGCUGGUGUGUUGAAAAAGACGAAUUGUUGCUUGUUUACGAGUUCAUGCCCAAUGGGAGUCUUGAUCAGGUUCUAUAUGAUCAAUCCGAGCGUGGUAAUUUGCUGAAAUGGGUACAUAGAUACAAUAUUGCAGUUGGGUUAGCCUCUGUUCUAACAUAUCUGCAUCAAGAAUGUGAACAGCAAGUGAUUCACAGAGAUAUAAAAGCCAGUAACAUAAUGCUAGAUGGUAAAUUCAACGCAAGGCUUGGAGAUUUCGGAUUGGCACGAUUGAUGGAUCACGGUGUUAAAAGCCCCGUUUCGACUCUAACCGCUGGAACUGUGGGAUACCUUGCUCCAGAGUAUCUUCAGUGUGGGAAACCUACCGAGAAAACCGAUGUUUUCAGCUAUGGAGUGGUUGUACUUGAAGUAUGCUGUGGAAAGAGGCCAAUUGAGAGAGAACAGGGGACUCAGAGGAUGGUGAAUUUGAUUGAUUUUGUUUGGGGAUUGCAUUCUGAGGGGAAAAUCAUGGAAGCUGCUGAUGUGAGGUUGAUGGGUGAGUUUGAGGAGAAUAAAAUGGGGAAGAUGUUGCUUGUGGGAUUGAGUUGCGCGAACCUGGAUAGCGAAGCUAGGCCUUCAAUGAGGAGGGUUUUCCAGAUCUUGAACAAUGAGGCCGAGCCUGUUUUUGUGCCUAGAGUGAAGCCAAGCCUUAGUUUUUCUUGUGGAUUGCCAUUGAGAAUUGAGGACAUUAUUGUUUCAGAUGGUGAAGAGGCAUGAAGGCACCAGAUCACAUGUUUGAGAUCACAGUUGGGUGAAUCCACAAUUGUGAA
Molecule: messenger RNA, 1073 nt
Organism: Camellia sinensis
Lineage: Eukaryota; Viridiplantae; Streptophyta; Magnoliopsida; Ericales; Theaceae
Source: RefSeq, a predicted model, not a curated record